CCCAUUAUUUAUAUAUACUUUAUACUCUACAGAGACCACUUCAAUUCAGACGUAUAUAAAUUACAAUUGUCUUGAUUUGCGAUCAGAAUAAAUGCUUUUACUUAAUCUUACCAUUUCCUUGUGUUUUGGAAGUUGUAUUCUGAUGAAAUGGAUUCAUAUAGAAAAAAAAAAAGUUCUACUAUUAACUCGUCGGCUCUAGAUAACGAGAAAAAAUCUGUUAAACAGCAACAGCUGCCUAUACAAAACCUUUCCUCAUCAGAAGAUGCAUGGCUACCUGCCAUAAAACGACGUCGAAGAUUUACAGCCGAAGAAACUAGGGUAUUGGAGAAAGAAUAUGAGAAGAAUUCAAGCCCAAAUCAAGAAAUGAUACAAGCUAUAGCAAAUAGAAUUUCCACGCCUCGCAAAAUAGUAACAACGUGGUUUCAGAACAGACGCGCCAAAAACAAACGAAAAGAAAAAAGAGUUGAAGAGCAACAGGAUAGCAACUACCAGCAAUGUCAAAUCUUGGAGAGAAAUUCGGGCUUUCCGUCUCAUGCUACAAUGGAGGUUCCGCCCUUCUAUGCGCCCUGUAAUGAAAUAAUGGAAAUGCAAAUACUUCACAACGAUAUAGACUAUCCCAAUUACUGUGCUUUUGAUUCGUUUUUAUCCAAUCAGCAUUCACAGGUUAACUAUAUUGUGAAUAAUAAUACCUACAUACCGCCAGCAGCAACAGCAAAUAGCACGCAACAAUUUUCCUCUUUCGCUUCAUCGCCAGUGGAUGCCUACCAAAAUGACCAUGCAUUUUAUACUACCAAUUCUUACGAUACUACAACGAUGUACGAUCUUUCGCUACAUCCGCACAAUAUGCUAUAUCUACCCUUCGUCCCUCUUCUUGAUGAACAUUCAGUGUUGCAUUAUCAUCAGUUGAGUCAGUUGGAGAUCCAACAGCAGCCUUCAUUGAUAAACACUAAUUCCAUUACAGCACAGACCAUCGACUCUACCAGACAGCAAAACCUUUUUGAGCAUACCCAGUUCAACGCCAGCACUUUGAAUCCCCUCCCAACGUCUUCGACUACGAACACCAGUAUUAGUACUGCUAUAACAGAGAUUCUGACCAAUACAAAUACAGAAUACCCUCUUUACGUCAAUCCGACAGAAUUAUGCACGGAUCGUUCAGCACCUAUUUGCAAAAGACCAGAACAUAUAUCACAGCCGGAAUAAACUACAAGGGUACGGCAACAUUAGAGU
Molecule: messenger RNA, 1227 nt
Organism: Mycotypha africana
Lineage: Eukaryota; Fungi; Mucoromycota; Mucoromycetes; Mucorales; Mycotyphaceae
Exons: 1
Coding region: 148-1200 (350 amino acids)
Biological process (GO): regulation of DNA-templated transcription
Cellular component (GO): nucleus
Molecular function (GO): transcription cis-regulatory region binding
Source: RefSeq, a predicted model, not a curated record